Molecule: messenger RNA, 1306 nt
Organism: Laetiporus sulphureus 93-53
Lineage: Eukaryota; Fungi; Basidiomycota; Agaricomycetes; Polyporales; Laetiporaceae
Exons: 4
Coding region: 212-1219 (335 amino acids)
Source: RefSeq, a predicted model, not a curated record
GAACCUGAGGGCCUCUCGGUCUAUAUCCGCUCAGAAGAGCUCGACUGCAGGGGCCCUGAUUCUCCGUGAGGAACGACCAAGACAUCUAAUAGGAUAGUCACGACUAGACACGACUCUGACGGGACCAGGAGAUCAUUCGUUUCUCUUCACCUCCAUCCCCUCGCUCAUCGCACCUUUUAAUUCCUUUCGUUCACCUACUUCGCUGCACAGUAUGUUUAUGAGAUUGCUGAAGGGUGCCGACUCGAUCCCGCCAGCACCAAAGCUUGGCAGACUAGAGCUGCCAGAUAUUGGGGAGGGGGAUGUAUACCACAUCUCUCCUUUACAAAUGUCAGCCGUGCUACAGGACUCGUCUUCGGAUGAUGAGGGCUCGACUUCUCCACUUUUACCCGUCGCGCCAUCACACAGGCCGUCCAGCCCCCAGACUGAGAUCCUGAAACCACGGCGCAAGAUAAGAAGCCCUCGCCCCGAUUCGCCACUGUAUCCGACCAGGCGUACCGUCUCAACGACCCAGCCCGAUUCCUCAGAUUGGAAGGCAGGCAGCGCACCAUCUACGCCAGAGGACAAGCUCAGUAGUAGCCGGCCUCUCACCCCGCAGCCUGGGGCUCCCGAAGCCAGAUCUGAUACAUCCACCCCCGCAAAGCCUUUGAAAGGCAUCUUGAAGCCUGCGCCCCCACUGCAACCAGUGACUCUUCACUGGCAGCUCCUGCCCUUCGAUCCAGCAUGGUCGAAAAAGAAAAUAUAUUUCGAUGUGGCGCGGCCGGUCCACUUCAUCCGCGACCACACGCAUAUGCCCCCAGUCGCGUUGACGGAUUUUGACCUGCUGAAGCCAGCGUCUGAAGUCCCGCUCACCAAGAUGGAUAUCCGCUGCUCGCAGCUGCCACACUGGGACAUCUUUGUCAAGCCAUCGAUCCCUGGAGGUAUCCGGUGCAUUGACGUCUACGAUGCGAUAUAUCAAACGUUCCAUUGCAAGCUGACGACGAUAGAGAAGGAUUAUUACAUCCCCUCGGAGCGCCGCACUAGAUGUGAGGCACAGUUCCGCAGGCGAUGCAGGGAGUCGCCCGCCCUGGAGGCUGUUGAGCUCCGAGAUGGGAUGCGGCGGGUCGACCUGCUAGAGGGGCGGACGAUAUUCAUGGGUCUUAGGCGUCCUGUGGACACCGAUGACAAGCCAGAUAGCUACUGGGUGCUCGAUCUCGGGCUCCCAAACGACUCCCGCAAAUGACGGCAACGAUAUCUUAUUCUCUCAUACGUAUUGUAUUCUCGCCACCUGUCACGGACUGGACUGGACUGGAUCCUCAUCCCUACUCGC